AUGGGUUUGGUUAAGAUUACGAAGAAUAAGGCUUAUUUUAAGCGCUUCCAAGUCAAAUUCCGCAGGCGUAGGGAAGGGAAGACGGAUUACUACGCUCGUAAGCGACUUAUCUGGCAAGAUAAGAACAAGUACAACACGCCGAAGUAUCGGCUUGUCGUGCGUCUUAGCAAUAAAGACAUUGUUUGCCAAAUUGUCUAUGCUUGCCUGGAUGGUGAUCGUGUGAUGGCUUCUGCUUACUCUCACGAGUUGCCCAAUUACGGUGUUAAGGUCGGUCUCACUAAUUAUUCUGCUGCCUACUGCACUGGCCUUCUUGUUGCUCGUCGUCUUCUCAAAAAGCUCAAAAUGCACGAUCUCUUCCAAGGUCAAACCGAAGUUGACGGUGAGGAAUAUCACGUUGAAGACCAUGAAAAGCGUGGAGCCUUCAAGUGCUACCUGGACGUUGGUCUCCGUCGCACAACCACCGGUGCUAAUAUCUUUGGUGCUCUUAAGGGUGCCGUUGAUGGUGGACUCAAUAUACCACACAGCGUUAAGCGCUUCCCGGGUAGUGAUAAAGAAUCUGGCGAUUACGGUGCCGAAGAACAUCGCCGAAGAAUUUUUGGACAGCAUGUUGCUCACUACAUGCGCUUCUUGAAAGAGGAGGAUGAGGAUGCCUACAAGAAGCAGUUUGGUCAAUAUAUCAAACACGGCAUUGAGGCUGACAAUAUUGAAAGCAUGUACGCUGACGCUCACGCUGCCAUCAGGAAGAACCCGAUGCCCAAGAAGGAAAAGACCGAAUUAAAGAAGGCUGAGGAAGCUAAAAAGCCCAAGCGAUACAAUAAACGCAAGCUUAACAUCAAGGAACGCCGCGAACGUGUCCGCCAAAAGAAGGUCAAAAUCCUUUCUGACUUACAAAAGGAGUUGGCUGUUGCUGAUGAGUAA
Rodentolepis nana is the source of this 918-nucleotide messenger RNA. The record is from the annotation of a GenBank genome assembly. Lineage: Eukaryota; Metazoa; Platyhelminthes; Cestoda; Cyclophyllidea; Hymenolepididae.